Pseudoliparis swirei is the source of this 3762-nucleotide messenger RNA. RefSeq names its product protein tyrosine phosphatase receptor type Nb (gene ptprnb). The coding region runs from base 436 to 3210 and encodes 924 amino acids. Lineage: Eukaryota; Metazoa; Chordata; Actinopteri; Perciformes; Liparidae. Gene Ontology annotation, cellular component: secretory granule. Gene Ontology annotation, molecular function: protein tyrosine phosphatase activity. Gene Ontology annotation, biological process: protein dephosphorylation. The record is from RefSeq and is a predicted model, not a curated record. The transcript is spliced from 21 exons.
AUGAGAAUCCCUCACCUUUCGGCGAAAUUCGCCGUUUUGAAACCAAAAUAGGUGACUUACGUGAAUCGUGUAGAUCCGAAGAGUUUUUGUUUUGGGGUAGGGGGGGGGGUCAAUUGGCCGGCCGGCGUUUAUGAGAUUGGAGUGGGACACGGAGAAAAUGUGGAGUGGUGCUCUUCGCAAUAAAACAUCUUUGAUGGGCACGUGUCGCGUCUCGGCCAAUCAGCGUCAAGAUGUCUUCAGCGUUUGGUGGUUUAGGUUAGCUUGAAUGUUCGACGCUACUUCUGCUGCUGUCGCGCUGCACGGUGGAGCGAUGCUAACAAAGUACCCCAGCAGCAGCUUCUCCUCCGCGAUGGAGAGCUGGUAGAAGUGCAGCAGCAGCAGCAGCGGCCGCGCUCCUUCCUCCUCUCCCUCCUCCCGGUGGAUGUUGGAUGUACCAUGAGGUCUCCGCGGCUCCUCGCAGCUCUCUGCCUCCUCCUCGCCGCCUCCUGCCGGCUGGGCGCCGCCGCCCGACACGGUUGCUUGCUUGAGAAGAAGCUCUGCCCCACAGACCAGCUGUGCAGCGAUGACGGCUUGUUCGGGCGGUGCCAGGCGCCCCACCAGGAGCCGGUCCGGUACCGGGUGUCGGUCCCCGUGCUGCACAGGCUGCAGGAGGUCCUCAAAGAGCUGAUGGCGCAGGGUCUGACCUGGAGGGACGGCGUCACGCAGGCCGUCGUCGGCCGCGAGUUGAGCCGAGUCCCCGCCGCCGGCCCCCGAUACGACGAGAAGCAGAUGUCCAGACCGCCGGGCCCCGGGCAGCGGAGGGUCCAGGGGCCCGAGGACCCGGCCGACCCCGGCAUGAUGCAGCAGUACCUGGACUACAUGGUCCUGGACCCGCCCCGGGCCUCGGCCCACAUGCAGGCGCCGCGGCUGGACCCGUCCACCGGCCAGCAGCUGGAAGGGAACGCUCCCUCCAGGCAGGAGCAAAGCAAGUACCAGGAGCAGGAGGAGCGCUCCCUCAACUCUCUGGACCCUCCGGGCUUCCCGCUCCUCGCCGCCCCCCCUCGGUCCCGGGGAGACCCUCUGGAACGAGACCGGCAGCUUCUCCAGGACCUGGUGUCCUUUUACCUCACCUCCUCCUCCUCCUCCUCCUCCUCUUCCUCCCCUGUUCAGUCCCUCUCCCGCCACAGGGGGGCGGUAGCAGCAGCUGCAGGAUUCCCCUCUUCGCUGUCCUCUUCUUCUUCUUCUUCCUCCUCUUCCUCCUUCUUCCCUGAGCUCGACUUCCCGCUGGACUACAGCGAGGACUACGUUUCCCAGGUGGCUCAGCUCAGCAAGCAGCAGCAGGAGGAGAAGAAGGAGCAGGAGGAGUACGACGCCGUGUCCGGACUGGAUGAGCGCUCUGUGCACAGGCUGGCUCAGCUGCUCCGUCACUACGGCCUCGACCUGAAGGACUUGACCCCGGAGCAGAGAGACGACCUGCCGGUCGCCCUGAAGCAGCUGGGCGGCUCCUCCACCCGGCCGCAGGUCAAAGAUAAGUACGAGAACAAUGCCGCCACAAGAAAGAAGGUCACAGAGGGUUCAAUGGCGUUCAAGAUGGCCGCCCCCGAGGCUCCGCCCUCCACCAAUAAGCCCCCCGAACCAGAAGGUCCGCCCCCCCCUGCGGCCGCCGACCGGGACGAACCGAAGCCGGCAAAGGAGUUUGGCUUCAUCGUCACCAAUCAGAGCGCCGCCCGACCCUCGAUGACCUUCAGGGUCCGACCGAACACCAAGAACCUGCCGGCUGCAGGCGGGGGGGCGAAGGCCGGUACGCCGCUCAGAAGACCAGCUGCUUCAAGAACAAGAGUUCUCCCCUCACGCUCUGUGUGUUGUGUUGCAGAGAAGAACGACCCGGAGUCUGAGACGGGCCUGAGGGUUCUGCAGAGCGGCGGCGGAGAGAGGACCGAUGGGGAGGCGCUGCCUCUGGCCACGCGGGUCCAGCCCAGAAGUUCCCGCUGGCUGUUCGCCGCCCUGGUGGCCACGGCCUGCAUGGGCAGCGUGCUGGUGGGCGCCAUGACCGUGGUCUGCCUGCGCCGCCACGCCCACCGGCUGGCGAAGAGGAAGCUGGGCCUGGGCCCCGAGGGCGGCAGCUUCACCCACCAGGAGUACCAGGACCUGUGCCGGCAGCACAUGGCCUCCAAGGGCGCCUUCGGGCGGCUGGAGGCCGCUGCCCUCGGCGCCGUGGGAGGAGCCGGCGGAGGAGGAGGAGGUGCCGACUCCAGGGUCAGCAGCGUGUCGUCCCAGUUCAGCGACGGAGCCCAGCCCAGUCCGAGCUCCCACAGCAGCACGCCGUCCUGGUGCGAGGAGCCGGCGCAGGCCAACAUGGACAUCUCCACGGGUCACAUGAUACUGGCCUACAUGGAGGACCACCUGAGGAACAAGGACCGGCUGAUGAAGGAGUGGGUGGCGCUGUGCUCCUACCAGGCCGAGCCCAGCGCCGUGUCUCAGAGCGACGCCAACGCCAAGAAGAACCGCUGCCCCGCCGCCGUGCCCUACGACCACUCGAGGGUGAAGCUGAAGGCCGAGGUCAACGCGUCCCGCUCCGACUACAUCAACGCCAGCACCAUCAUUGAGCACGACCCCCGGAUGCCGGUCUACAUCGCCACCCAGGGCCCGCUGUCCCACACCAUCUCUGACUUCUGGCAGAUGGUGUGGGAGAACGGCUGCACGGUGAUCGUGAUGAUGACGGCGCUGGUGGAGGACGGGGAGAAGCAGUGCGCCCGCUACUGGCCGGACGAGGGCGCGUCCCUCUACCACAUCUACGAGGUGAACCUGGUGUCGGAGCACAUCUGGUGCAACGACUUCCUGGUGCGCAGCUUCUACCUGAAGAACGUGCAGACGCAGGAGACCCGCACGCUCACGCAGUUCCACUUCCUCAGCUGGCCGGCGCAGGGCAUCCCCACCGCCACACGCCCGCUGCUGGACUUCCGCAGGAAGGUGAAUAAGUGCUACAGAGGACGGUCCUGCCCCAUCAUCGUGCACUGCAGCAACGGCACAGGUCGGACCGGAACCUACAUCCUGAUCGACAUGGUCCUGAACCGCAUGGCCAAAGGUGUGAAAGAGAUCGACAUCGCUGCUACGCUCGAGCACGUCCGAGACCAGAGGCCCGGGAUGGUCCGCACCAAGGACCAGUUUGAGUUUGCCUUGACGGCCGUCGCCGAGGAGGUCAACGCCAUCCUCAAAGCGCUGCCCCAGUGAGACCCGCUGCCCCUCGGACGCCCCGCUGACCUUUGACUCUGAAGAAGCUCGGCUCGUUAAAAUCUUACGAUGGGACGACGCAUUAGAAGGCUUUAUUCGGGCUUGUGUCGGAUGUUUACAUGUUUUGUGGGACAGAUGAUGCAUUCAGGGACGCUAAGAAGUGUUGCAUUCACAUAAUUGAUUAAAAUUGUUUUAAAAACAAACAACUCUAGAGUUCAGGUCUAUAUCUCAACUGUCUCAUGAAUAAACACUUUAUUUACCAGCUGACCUCGAGGCGUCAUGCCUCUAGAAGUUACGCAGUCCCUGAAUGCAUCAGCCUGAACCUCUCAGCAUCUAAACCGCCGCGCGGCCGAAGCGUGUUUAGUCUUUCCUGUUUGUGGGAGCUGCUCGUCUGUAGCCUCCUCCUCGUGACGGGCACCAUCUCUCCGUGUGCCGUCCCCAGCCUGUCAGAUGUGUUGUUUUUCCCUCAUGCAAAGUCAGAAAAAAACCUUUAAAAAAAUGCUAUUUUGUAUUUGUGAGAUUAUUAAAUAUUUUCGUGUGUAAGCGCUGCAA